AUGCUAAAAGAAGUUAAUCGAAGAGACAAACACAUCGGAGCAAGCGACCAGAAGAAAGAAAAGAAGUUAUCGACGACAAGAAUAACAAUCUCGUCAUUCGGGAGUACCAGCUGCUGUUCAGUCGACAUCACAAUCAUUUGGGAAAACACACCAUCGACGCUUCGCCGCUCAUCAUCUGGAUACAAGCCAAGCUGUCUUCGUUCAUCUACUGGCGAAUGCUCACAAUCCGUGAAAGCUCUCCGUAAGAGUUCAACGAUUGUUUGUAGCUUUGCUCCAGAUGAUCUGAACACCAGCUACAGUGAUUCGAAGAAAACUGCCAUCAAGUCAUCAAGGAAGUCGGCACCUGAUGACCAGACAGCUGAACAAGAAGACAACAAAGAAGUCGUCCGCCCAACAACUCCAGAAGUCAAGAGGGACAACUUCGUACUUCAGAAGCAGCCACAGCAGAAUACAAGAGGCAUCAAGACCAACGUCCUCAAGAAGCAACAGGCUCAGAAGUUUAAAAGAAGUAGGACAACAAUGUACCAGCUGCAGAAGACAUCUUACAACGAAAUGUUGAAGUCACAGCGGAAAGACCAGUCUACCAUCCACAGUAACGUAUCAAGAUUUCGCCUCAACAACGUCAUCUGCAACUGUCAACAACUUCUGAAAACAGCGGGACGAUACUUCUACUAG
This is a messenger RNA of Caenorhabditis remanei, 675 nucleotides long. RefSeq lists its product as uncharacterized. The coding region runs from base 1 to 675 and encodes 224 amino acids. The record is from RefSeq and is a predicted model, not a curated record. Lineage: Eukaryota; Metazoa; Nematoda; Chromadorea; Rhabditida; Rhabditidae. The transcript is spliced from 3 exons.